GCUAAACGACGCAGCCAACCGCAACUUACUCGUACAUAUGCCCAACAAGGCUACUGCUGGCGAGCACAAAGGGCCCUUUGGCAGCCUCACCGAGCAUCUGCAAAAUCGGCCAUUGCUGGCUACUCGCAAGUAAUUCCACAUUGGCCUGAUAUCGCCGCUCGCGCCCGCUAGAUUCUUGCCCACGAUGCACGCUACGACGAACCGGCGGAAGCUGCUCUACCUCUAUGGUGGAGACCAGCCCUGGGACUCCUCCUUAUGGGUCACUUCUGAUGAUCGAGUUCGUGGAGGCGCCAGUCAGUCCCACCUGCUCAUGAUAAACCCAGAAAAGGCCCGCUUCUAUGGCCACCUCGAUACCAAGACGCUGGGCGGUGCCGGCUUCGCAUCGCAGCAUAGCUUGGGGGUGCUGAACUGGAACUUGUCCGACUACGAGGGGGGCAUAGUCGUUGCGGUGGCCAAGGCCGAUGGGAAACGAUACGCCCUGACACUCAAAGACGAGAUCCCACCGCGGAGGGGCGAUGGGCGUGAGGAAGCUGGAAUUAGUUGGGAGGCCGAAUUCGAGGUCGUUGAGGACGGAGCGGGCUUGGAGGUGAAGAAUGUGUAUUUGCCAUGGAGUGCAUUCAAGCCAACGUACCGAGGGAGGCCGAAGCCGGAUGCAAAACCAUUGAACUUGUCCAGUGUGAAACGAGUCGGGUUGAUGAUGCGAAGCUUUUUUGGAAAGCAAGAGGGAGAUUUUUCCAUUGAUAUUCAUGCCAUUGCAGCUGUAAGCGAGGCUGCGGACAAUGGGGUGGAUGAUGAUGAAGUUGAAGACGACCCCAAGGCUGCUAUGGCUGAAGCGGCGGCGGCGAACAAUUUGCAGAGUCGUCGAAGAAACUGGAUGCGUCUAUUAUUAUGCGGUUUGAUAUGAUUUGGGAGAGCUAACAAGAUGAGAGCAAAGGCUGCUCAGUCAUGGUCUUUUUCAUGCACAGGUCUUGUAUAUUUAAUGACGUUAUUGAGAAUACAGCUACGGCAACUUAUAUAUACACAAAAAAAGAGACGAUUGGCUCAACUGAUC
This is a messenger RNA of Trichoderma asperellum CBS 433.97, 1051 nucleotides long. RefSeq lists its product as uncharacterized. Lineage: Eukaryota; Fungi; Ascomycota; Sordariomycetes; Hypocreales; Hypocreaceae. Gene Ontology annotation, biological process: NADH dehydrogenase complex assembly. The record is from RefSeq and is a predicted model, not a curated record.